This is a messenger RNA of Colletotrichum scovillei, 2115 nucleotides long. RefSeq lists its product as uncharacterized. Lineage: Eukaryota; Fungi; Ascomycota; Sordariomycetes; Glomerellales; Glomerellaceae. The coding region runs from base 1 to 2115 and encodes 704 amino acids. The transcript is spliced from 3 exons. The record is from RefSeq and is a predicted model, not a curated record.
AUGUCAACCUAUCCCUACCGCCCCCUAAGUCUCCCCAAUGAAACCCGCAUACUCACUGUCCAACCCGGCAACCUCGACGACAAAAUCAUAUGCAGUAUUUCACAUCUGAACCUCGACUCACCAGACGAGCCCUAUGAGGCCUUAAGCUACUGUUGGAGCAAGAGCAUUGACGCCGUCAAAGAAAUCGACCCCGACACUGACAUCCCUUGGGCCAUUCACGGCCUGGAUGACUACGGCAACACGAUUUCCGAGUCUGGCACGUCCAAAUGGAAGGACCUCUGCGACCACCCCUACUACGGAGAGCAGUACAUACGCCUAGGUGGCCGCAUGCCCGACCACCCCAUCGAAUGCGACGGCGUAGAGAUUGUCGUCGGUGGUGAACUCUUCCGCGCGCUGCGUAGAAUGCGAAGCAAAGACGGCGGAGAGCCGCUUCGAAUCUGGGUUGACGCGCUGUGCAUUAAUCAGCAAGAUCUCAAGGAACGGAACGAGCAUGUCAAAGUCAUGGGACGGGUGUAUGCUGGCGCCCUGAGAACGCGAGUUGUUGAUUUGGCGAGCGCGACAAUGCAUGAGAUUCAGUGGCACUUUCACAAUAAUGCGGACACAAAUCGGCUUGAAUGGGGGCUCUUGGCUGAUUUGCUCAACCGCUCAUGGUUCAAACGUACCUGGAUCAUCCAGGAAGUUGUCAACUCCCGCGAGGUUAUAGUUCAUCUGGGAACUAUUCAGGUACCCUGGCACUUCCUGGCUAUCGUCAUCGACGCUAUGUCAGAAUUCAAACUGCAAAGCAUGAUUAGCGAAUGUAAAGGUUUCAAAGCCAUUGGUUUCAUGGAACAGCUCCGGAAAGAACGUGUCGACAAAGCGGCGACAGGCACCAGCACUCCGCUUCUUACUUUGCUGGAAGAGUUGAGAGACUUCCAAGCUACAAUCCCUAGUGACAAAAUUUACGGUGUGCUUGGCCUCAUCGAUCAGAGGGGGGCCUAUGUUGUCGACUACGCUCAGACUCCCGGACAGGUGUUUACUGACUUCGCGAUCAAGAGCAUCAGGGAUGGAUCGCUGGAUAUCCUCACGCAUUGCGUUGACUCGUCGAAGCCGACAAGUUUGAAGCUUCCGUCUUGGGUGCCUGACUGGACUCGUCCAGGCUGGACUGAGCCGCUUCGCAUUCGAGGGCUAGAGGCCUCCGCUGCUGGUGAUAGCAAGCCGAGCCUACACAUCGACGAGGACGCUGGCGUCUUGCAUAUCAAGGGCAGGAUCGUCGAUGUGGUAGCCCAGGUAGAAUCCAAGCGGCAGAUACCUGUGCCUAAUCAGCAGGGCUCAUUGGGAGGCAUGGGCGAAAACAAAGAAGUUGGAAAGGGCAGCGUAGGAAAUGGAGCCGACACUAGCGGCUCAAAUGCGAUCAAAAUGGCAAAGUAUGGCGGCGCUAUACUCAAACACGAGAGGGAAAACGAGAAGGAGGCGGGCGUGGGAGGUAGCAUAGCUGGCCACGAUACCGAAAGGUCCGGGAGCCCUAUCAACGACGCCGAAUACAGACUCAACGAGACAAUGGAAAAGAUGGCGAAACAUUCAGAAGAAUGGUACCGCAGCCUAAUCGACGUCGCCUUCCCAGACAAAACGGCCACCCCGGAAACGUGGGAGAACCUCUGGCGGACCUUCAUGUGCAACCGCACGCGGGACAAUAAUGAGAGACCUGGCGAGGAUUGCGCAACUGGUUUUGAGGUACACUACAAGACCGCCUUAGAACCGGGUAAGGGACUCGCUCGGGUUCUGCAGGAGCGGACUGACCACCAGAUCGAGUCUCACGGGUUGGCGCCGCAGGAUGGGGUGGCGCAUUACAUGAAGGAGAAGGAGGCUGCAGAGAGAUUCAUUGGGGCGCAUACAAAGUGGACUUACAAUCGAAGGUUCUUCCGCUCGAAGGGGGGCAGGUUUGGAUGGGCUGUUGAUGGAGUAAAGGAGGGCGACUUGGUUGUUGUGCUGUAUGGGUGUGACUAUCCCAUCAUCAUCCGUGAAGGUGAGCAGAAGAAAUCACGGAUUAUCGGCGAUUGUUAUAUCCAUGGGCUGAUGGAUGGUGAGGCUAUGGAGGAGAGUCUUGCGUUUGCGGAAACCGAGUUUGAGAUUGUGUAG